Eucalyptus grandis is the source of this 723-nucleotide messenger RNA. RefSeq names its product probable fatty acyl-CoA reductase 4. Gene Ontology annotation, biological process: long-chain fatty-acyl-CoA metabolic process; suberin biosynthetic process. NCBI's taxonomy places the organism in Eukaryota, Viridiplantae, Streptophyta, Magnoliopsida, Myrtales, Myrtaceae. Gene Ontology annotation, cellular component: intracellular membrane-bounded organelle. Gene Ontology annotation, molecular function: alcohol-forming very long-chain fatty acyl-CoA reductase (NADP+) activity. The transcript is spliced from 4 exons. The record is from RefSeq and is a predicted model, not a curated record. Bases 1 to 723 code for a protein of 240 amino acids.
AUGACCGGGAUUAUACGAGAAAAGACAUUUAGUAUGGGUGAGACGCUCAACGGGUCAAGGAAGUUGGACAUGAAUGAAGAGAAACUCUUGGUUGAAGAAUUGACGAACGAACUUCGAGAAAAGAAUGCUUCGGAGAGAGAAAUCACCAUUGCUUUAAAGAAUUUGGGCUUGCAAAGGGCAAGGCUGCAUGGUUGGCCAAACACAUAUACUUUAACGAAGGCAAUGGGGGAAAUGACGGUGCAGCAUCAUCUCAAACAAAAUAUACCGCUUGCUAUUAUUAGACCCACAAUCAUAACAAGUACUUACCGAGAACCUUUUGCUGGUUGGAUUGAGGGUUUCCCUCCCAGAACGAUCGACAGCAUUGUCAUCAAUUAUGGUAGAGGAAGACUGAAAUUCUUCCUGGGCAAUCCUGGUACAAUAAUCGACACGAUACCAGUAGAUAUGGUGGUCAAUGCUAUGAUCAUGGCCAUAGUGGUGCAUGCUAAUAAGCCUAAUUCAAACAAGAUUUACCAAGUGGGUUCCUCAAGGAAGCAUCCUUUGACCUAUUUAGAUAUUACAGACAACGCAUGGAGUUACUUCAAGGAUAGCCCUUGGAUCGAUGAGAAUGGGGAGCCGGUCCAAGUUCAUAAGCUUGGAAUUAUGGAAAGCAUGGCCAGCUUCCGCAAGCACUUGAGACGUUACAUUCUCUUAACGAAGGUCAGUCCCAAGUGGCUUAAAAAGUGA